UAGAACAGAUCGAGCGGACAGCGCCUUUACAUCAUGAAAAUGAUCAACCAGAAGCAACUAGCAAACGCGCUUGACGACAGUGUAACAGCGAAACAAAAUGAAUCACACAUUUCGGAUUUUUAUUACGCCGUCCAAAUAAGCAUCUGCCUGUUGAAGCCAAUCGGUGCAUGGCCGUUGGACGACACUUCGAGACUUAAAAUAGCUUUACACAAGCUACACAUGGCCACCGGCAUGUUCCUCAUAUUGUUCACCAUCGUGCCGAUGAUCGUACAAAUGAUCAAGGAGAAGUGGAGUGCCUUUCUGAUACUCCGCAUGAUCUGCCCGUUACUCUUCACGAUGGCGAUCUUCGCGAGAUACAUUUUACUGUUAUGGCAUCAAGACCGACUCAAGUCCUGCAUCGAGCACGUAACCGAUGACUGGCGAUCCACGAUAAUCGCCGAGGAUCGAGACAUCAUGCUGGCGAAUGCCAAAACGGGUCGAACAUUUGGCAUCGUUUCUGUAGCUUUCAUGUUUAGCUGCGGCGCAUUGUAUUAUAUGUUACCUAUGGUCUUGCCGAAUGCGAUCAAUGAGGAUAACGUUACCGUGAGAGUGCAUCCAUCACCCUGCGAGUUUCUCGUGUUUGAUUCCAAGGCUAGUCCUGCGUAUGAAAUCGUGUACUUCUUUCAACUUCUGUCCGGUUGCACUGCCUAUAGCGCAUUCUGCGGCAUUUGCAGUCUGAUGGCUCAUUUCGUCACGCAUGUGUGCGGUCAAUGUGACGUGUUAACAGCAUUUUUUCAAGAUAUUGUGAACGAUGGUAAACACAAUAACGGUUCCAUCGAAAACCGAAUAGCUACCGCGGUAACUCGGCAUUUGCGUUUGCUAAGAUUGGUUUCUGAUAUAAGCAAUUUAUUUACCGAGAUAUGUCUCGUGGAAUUUAUAAACGCUUCAUGUAACAUAUGUUUGCUUGGCUACUACAUCAUAACCGUACGUUGCGACUUAAAUAAUAACGAGUCGUUCAUUCAGAUUUCAAUGUAUAUCUUCGGACUCGCUUCCGUCAUUUUCAACGUGUUUUUGGUCUGUUAUAUCGGCGAUUUACUCAAAGAACGCUGCCAGAAUGUGGGUACCGCUUGCUAUGAAAUUGAAUGGUAUCAAAUUCCUUCGAAAAAAGCAAUUGAAUUAAUUAUGCCGAUUUUGAUGUCCCGAUAUUCUACGACGCUCACUGCCGGAAAAAUGGUAGCGAUGACUUUGACGACAUUCUCUGACAUCUUAAAGACUUCAAUGGCGUAUUUCAAUUUGCUUCGUGAAUUUUCUUCACGAGAUUAA
Molecule: messenger RNA, 1302 nt
Organism: Nylanderia fulva
Lineage: Eukaryota; Metazoa; Arthropoda; Insecta; Hymenoptera; Formicidae
Source: RefSeq, a predicted model, not a curated record